Panicum virgatum (switchgrass) is the source of this 378-nucleotide messenger RNA. RefSeq names its product protein diaphanous homolog 1-like. The transcript has a single exon. Bases 1 to 378 code for a protein of 125 amino acids. NCBI's taxonomy places the organism in Eukaryota, Viridiplantae, Streptophyta, Magnoliopsida, Poales, Poaceae. The record is from RefSeq and is a predicted model, not a curated record.
AUGUCCCUCGAGUCCCCGUACCCGCCGCUGCUCAACGGCAGCUCCACCACCGGCUCCAUGUUCUCCGGCGCCGCUUGCGCCACCGCCUCUGCAGCAACACCCCCGUCCUCAGCCCUCGCGGGCUCAGGGGUGCGGGUCUUUUCCACUGCUGGCGCCCUCAGCGCCGACUCCACUACCGUGCCCCCCUCGACCCCGGCCCUCGAGGGCUCGGGGGCGGGGGUCUCUCCCUCCCCUUGGCCGGCGGGGCUCUCCUAUGUGCCCCCACCAGCUCCUCCUUCUCCUGCUUCCAGCUGGGCGGAGGCAUCCGCUCCGCCCCCGCCGGCUCCAAUGCCCAGCUGGGCGGCGCUCUCCGCGUCACCCCUGCCGGCUUCCUUCUAA